Drosophila arizonae is the source of this 1396-nucleotide messenger RNA. Its product is annotated as p21-activated protein kinase-interacting protein 1-like. Gene Ontology annotation, molecular function: protein binding. The record is from RefSeq and is a predicted model, not a curated record. Lineage: Eukaryota; Metazoa; Arthropoda; Insecta; Diptera; Drosophilidae.
UCGCACGUGUAGUCCCGCAGCGGUUCAACUCGAAGGAUGCAAUAUUGACAUAUAAAAGAGAAUCAAGAUAUAUUUGACAAUCAUGGUGCCGGCUAUUGAAAUAAUUGUUGGUACCUACAGCGAAUAUCUAUUGGGCUAUCAGCUAUGCGAGAACCGCGACAAAAACGGCGAGAAACAGUUACAAUUGAAGCCAACGUUUGCGGACAGAUCUCAUGAUGGCUCGAUUAAAUCCCUGGCUGUGCACAAGCACUGGAUUGCCACCGGAGGCAUCGACGAUCGCAUCUUCAUCUAUGACAUGUCUCUACGAAAACAAGCCCACGUUCUCAACGUGCACAAGGGAAUUGUGAAUACGCUGGUCUUCUCGUCAGAUUCGACACAUUUAAUGUCGGGUGGCAUCGACGGGCGUAUGAUUGCCACACGCCUGGCCAACUGGUCCACGGAAGGCGAAUGGCCCAGGCCCCACAAUGGGAAGGCAGUCACACAUAUCGCCUGCCAUCCCAGUAGCCGCAUGUGCCUGUCCUUGGGUGCCGAUCAAGUGCUCAACACAUGGAACUUGGUCAAGGGCCGCAUAGCAUACAGAACUAAUCUGAAGAGCAAGCGUACUCUGGGCAACGCCCCCGAUUGCCUGACCUGGUCGCCAGAGGGCAAUUUCUUCACCAUCGCAGGGCCACGCACUAUGGAGAUUUGGAGCAUCCAAACGGCUAGCGUGAUGCAGCAAAUCUCACUGACAUCGAAGCCUAUCUGUGUCGCCUGGCUUGACGAGCAGAACUGCGUGGUGGGUCUGGAGAAUGGUAUCAUUGCAUGGCUAUGCCUGGAUGAGGAAAAAGACACUGCGUCCAAGAUGAUAAAGAUGCACGAAAAUCGUGUUAAGGGAAUUGGCUUCAUGCAUAACACCCUGGUGACCAUAUCCAGCACGGGCGAGAUCAAGGCCUGGAAAUGCAAUGUGGAUAAAAUGCACGUCUCGCUGCUCGCAUGCACGAACAUCGACUGUCGUCCCACCUGUCUUUCACUUCUGGAUAACUCACAGUUCGGCAAGUCACAGAAGAGCACGCCAACUCUAUCCAUCGACAAACAGCAGGCAGCCAGGCUUGCUGCUCGCAUUGAGGCACUUGAGUCGCUAAAGCCUCGCAGUUAUGUCGCCAUUGAAUAUGACGAAAAUGAUGAGAAUGAAGAGAAUGACGAUGAAAGCGAAUUCGUUACGAGCGACACCGAGACCGAGCCAUCUAAUUCUGAUAGCGACGUAACCUACGAAAACGACGAUGAUUCCGAGCAGGAGGAGGAAGAGGAGCCGAAAAGAAAAUCUUCAAAGAAGUCGCCAACAAAACGCACACAAGCUGCGGCUAAGCAGACACAUUCAAAGCGUGCGAAAAAUGAAAAAUAAAUGUCGCACACAACA